AUAAACAAAAUAAAAAUAAAAAUUAGUAAAAAGACCCUCAAAUUCUCCGCCCAUUUUCUUUUCCUUGUAUAAAUUUCACUCUUCCUCCUAAUUAACUCAUUUGCAGUUCCAUUUCUUUUAGUUUUCAUUUCUUUUCGCGGGUGCAAAUCCAAUGGCUGCUAUCUUCCAAGGAGCUGGAGCCGCUGCAGCUUUAUCAUCAUCACCGUCCAACUCAAUCGAUUCCAAGAAAUUCCUUUUCUCCCCUCGUAGACCCUACUCCGGGAUGAAAGGAGCCAGCUUUGUAGUGGUCAGAUCUGAUGGAAGAGCGAGCUUGGAUUUGAACCCUAAAGGUCGAAGGGCUCAACAAUUGAUUGCCAAUGCAGUUGCUACCAAAGCUGGUAGCUCUGCAGCUUCAUCAUCUUCGAAACCAGGGCAUGAGCUUUUACUUUUUGAAGCUCUACAAGAGGGCUUGGAAGAAGAAAUGGAGAGGGAUCCCUGUGUAUGUGUCAUGGGUGAAGAUGUGGGUCACUAUGGAGGCUCAUACAAAGUGACCAAAGGACUGGCUACUAAGUUUGGGGACCUCAGGGUUCUUGACACCCCUAUUGCUGAGAACUCCUUCACUGGCAUGGGAAUUGGAGCUGCUAUGACUGGUUUGAGACCGGUUGUUGAGGGUAUGAAUAUGGGUUUUCUCCUCCUUGCUUUUAAUCAGAUCUCCAACAACUGUGGUAUGCUUCAUUAUACAUCCGGUGGCCAGUUUACCAUACCGAUAGUCAUUCGUGGACCUGGUGGUGUCGGACGUCAACUGGGGGCUGAGCACUCUCAACGUCUUGAGUCAUAUUUUCAGUCAAUCCCUGGAAUCCAAAUGGUUGCAUGCUCAACCCCUUACAAUGCCAAGGGCUUAAUGAAGGCUGCAAUCAGAAGCGAGAACCCUGUUAUACUUUUUGAGCAUGUUUUGCUGUACAACCUCAAGGAGAGAAUCCCAGAUGAGGAAUAUAUCUGCAAUCUUGAGGAAGCUGAAAUGGUAAGGCCUGGAGAACAUGUCACUAUUCUAACCUAUUCAAGGAUGAGGUAUCAUGUGAUGCAGGCAGCAAAAACUUUGGUGAACAAGGGUUAUGAUCCUGAAGUAAUUGAUAUUAGGUCUUUGAAACCAUUUGAUCUUUACACUAUUGGGAACUCAGUUAAGAAGACACAUCGUGUUCUUAUUGUGGAGGAGUGCAUGCGGACUGGUGGUAUUGGUGCUAGCUUGACUGCUGCCAUCACUGAGAAUUUCCAUGAUUAUUUGGAUGCUCCAGUUAUGUGCUUAUCUUCACAGGAUGUGCCUACACCAUACGCUGGAACAUUGGAGGAAUGGACUGUUGUUCAGCCUGCCCAGAUUGUGACAGCCGUUGAGCAGCUGUGCCAGUAGUAGCACAGAUAGUGAUGGCGUAGUUGAAGUUCUGUUAGUUUUGUUUCGUUUACUUUGAAUCCGGUUUGUUUUUGAUAUCUAAUUUCUGUUUGUUAGCAAUUUUGUGUCAGUUAAAACUUGCUAAUGUUCAUUGAGUUGAGGCGUGUUGUUUGAUCUGGUUCUUUCUUGAUUGAAAUGGCAAGAUCUUAAGCAAUAGUUACAGCUAGAAUACUGGAAAGUAACUCUGUACGUCCAGUUACUCUGUCACAUUACUAAACACUUGCAAGAUAAAGAUGUCUAAUUCAUUUCGUCUAAUAUUUUUUUCCAAUGAAUGUUAUUGUUGUUUGGCAAAAUAAUCUCAUUUCUUUUUAUCUUUUUUAUUGUCUUUAGAUUUUCAGUGGUCUUCAGUUUUCAUCGCUUUUAUUUACGUCCAAAUUUAAUCACCUCGUAGCUGCUGUCUAUUUUCUGCUUUUGCCCCAAGCUUACAGAGAACUUGGCUCAGCUGGAAGUGGAGGAUUUAGCACACGGUAAUAAAUAUACUACCAAUUUGCAUUCUGGCUUGGUACCAUUGUUGCACACAAAGGUACUUUUUGAUUCGCAAUGGACGAAAACUAAAUUCAGUGAAACCUAAUCCGUUUGACAAUUAUCAUUUCUUCUUGAUCUUAUAUAUUACAUCAGGGUUAGUAAGUGGGUCAGUACUCAGUUGUUAUGUUUGGCCCCGGGGAGGGAAUCAUGGAGACUGUAGAUUGAGAUGAAUCUUCAUGUGGAUCGUUGGAAUUUGACAUAUCAGAUAUUUUAUAGUAGCUUCUAUUGGCCCUU
Molecule: messenger RNA, 2182 nt
Organism: Durio zibethinus
Lineage: Eukaryota; Viridiplantae; Streptophyta; Magnoliopsida; Malvales; Malvaceae
Product: pyruvate dehydrogenase E1 component subunit beta-3, chloroplastic
Source: RefSeq, a predicted model, not a curated record